Molecule: messenger RNA, 717 nt
Organism: Paramecium octaurelia
Lineage: Eukaryota; Ciliophora; Oligohymenophorea; Peniculida; Parameciidae
Source: the annotation of a GenBank genome assembly
AUGUAAACAAAUUAAAAUACCUCAACUAAUUUGUUGCUGUAAAAUAAAAAAGAAUUGUUUCAUAUAUAGCUUAGAAAGGAGAAGAGAGAGGAGAUCUUCAAAUCGAAAAGAAUCAUCUAAAAACAAAAUGAAACACCUGAACACAUCUAAUUGAAUCCCGAGGUACGAAAUAUAAUUGAAUUUAGUAAUUAGAUUAGUACAUCACAGAGUUGAUGAAAGAGUGUAUUGAUAUCUACCGAAACAGAUUGCCAGAUGAUUUUGAUAAGAUGCUGAACAAUUUGAAGAGAUUGAGGAAAUUACAGAACUUGGAUCAACGAGGGGAGGCAUUCUCCCUUAGUUUGUUUAAGAAUGAUUUUAUAGAGUAUAAAGAUUAGUGUGAUGUAGAUAUAUUCUUGUUCUAUUGAAUGAGCAAUUCGAUCAUGCUUCUCAAUUAUAAGUGGAAGGAGCUACAAUUUUAGCUAAUUUUUUUGGUAUGAUGGAUAAAAAUUCACGAUUAUACUUUUCCUCAUACUUGCCAAUGUUGAAUGUGUUGAGUGAUGUGAUAACUAAGAAUUUUGGGAGAUUGCUAAUUUCAAAGAAUGCUUCCUUAGUUGAUUCAGUAUGAUUGAACUUAAAUAUUAGUGUUUGUAUGCUUUAGGGAAUGCAUUUUACGAUUAACAAAUAUUGGUUCAAAAGUUCAAAUAGCAUUUUGGUUUGAAGCAUNUUUUUUAAAUAUGA